This is a messenger RNA of Canariomyces notabilis, 1878 nucleotides long. RefSeq names its product zf-CHY-domain-containing protein. Gene Ontology annotation, molecular function: zinc ion binding. NCBI's taxonomy places the organism in Eukaryota, Fungi, Ascomycota, Sordariomycetes, Sordariales, Chaetomiaceae. Bases 1 to 1878 code for a protein of 625 amino acids. The transcript is spliced from 2 exons. The record is from RefSeq and is a predicted model, not a curated record.
AUGUCGUCGUAUGUCUCCGAAUUCAUCAUCACGCCGGUUCUCCGACAAGCCCGACGCCUCUCGGCCGGGUUUGCUGCUGAAGAGCGUCCCGCUUUGCGCCACCGCAGGACAAGGUCGAGCGAAGAUGCAAUUUUGGAAGGAGAUGAGAGUGGGAGAACACUAGAUACGCACGCGCUCAACAGUCAGAUGCCAGAAGCGUCGUCUGAUGACGCUGCAGCUGCCGUUCCGAACGGCUUUAGGGCGACAUCAAGCGAAAGCGCCGACGCAGAAUUGGAUCGACAAUCGAGCGCUCCUUUUGAGAGCGCAGAGGUGAACUCGAUCGCCACGGCGACAUGGCCACUACAAGAAGGUGCGAAGGUUGCGCCUCUACCUGAAGAUGACGGCAUGGGAGAGCUCCGUCGGAAAAUCCGGUCGAUCCAAGCAAUGGCCAUCCCGGAGAACCGCAAAGCACAGAUGAUGCACCAACUAUUGAUGGAGAAGUACACGAAGUUGCAGAAACUAUCUAGUGCCGCCUCGGCUAUCGUGCGACCCGAAUCACCAACAGCCAGGAGCGUAUCGGGGGUGCCGGAACAUAGCGAACAUGCCGGGACCUUACAAGCCCUAAAGUUCUGGAACCCCCUUGGCGACGGAUCGGGACCGCUUGACCUUCCGCUAACCGAAAAGGAUCUCGCUCCAACGUAUGCCCCGGCUGCGGCCCCAACCGACGACGAACAGAUCCUGCAGCCCGGCGAACUACCGGUAGAGGACGGCGAGGACAGCGGCCGGCCUGCCCUCGGGUGCGAACACUACCGCCGCAACGUCAAGCUGCAGUGCGCUGAAUGCGAACGGUGGUACACAUGCCGUUUCUGCCAUGAUGCGGCCGAGGACCACGUCCUUCCGCGCCAACAGACAAAACACAUGCUGUGCAUGCUGUGCGGCUGCGCCCAGAGGGCCUCGGAUUCCUGCGUCAGAUGCGGAGAGUCUGCUGCCUACUAUUACUGUGGCAUCUGUAAGCUCUGGAAUGACGACCCAAACAAGCCCAUCUAUCACUGCCCGGACUGCGGACUGUGCAGGGUCGGACAGGGGUUAGGAAAGGACUUUUUCCACUGCAAGAAAUGCAUGGCCUGCGUCUCAACAUCGAGCUCGCACAAGUGCGUGGAGCGGUCGACGGACUGCGACUGCCCCAUCUGCGGCGACUACCUGUUCAGCUCGACGCGGCCCGUCGUCUUCAUGCAGUGCGGGCACAGCAUCCACCGGCACUGCUUCCAGGAGCACAUGAAGACGUCGUACAAGUGCCCGCUGUGCAGCAAGAGCUGCGUCAACAUGGAGUACCAGUUCCGCAACCACGACCUCGCCAUCCUCAACCAGCCCAUGCCGCCCGAGUACCGUGACGCCCGCGCCGUCGUCUCGUGCAACGACUGCCGCGCCAAGUGCCAGACCGCCUACCACUGGCUGGGCCUGAAGUGCACCGUCUGCCAGUCGUACAAUACCACCCAGCUGAAGCUCCUGAAUAUGCCCGGAGAAGGAGGCACGGAGAGGGCGUUUGAGGAAGGCGGUGAGAUUGACAUCCCCUUCCCGCCGCCGUCGACAUUCGCUCCGCAGCCACUGCCCCUCGAGGACUUGCUGGAGCUUGAGCCUGGUUCACCUCUUCCUGAGGUUGUGGCACCGGAGACUUGGGGUAGCUCUGACGUGGAUGAGGAAGAUGAUGGUGACUUGCUAGACCUGUUUUGGGGCAGGGAUCAUCUUGAUCGGGGAAAUGCCGUCACUUCUGAGAGUGCAGGUGACAUUGAUGAGGAUGAGGAGGAGGAGAGCUCUGAGGAAGAGGGCUGUGAAGAGGAAGAGGAGGAUGACGACGACGACGACGAUGAAGACGAGAUCGUGCUUGUCGGCCAUCGGUAA